GGCUGAAAGUUCAACAAUAUUAAGAUAUUGCAACCUAAAUUUUGGUCCUAACUUGGUCUCUUAAAAACCAUCCUGAUAACACCUGAAAAAAUAAUUAAUAACUGGUUGCUCUGAUUUCUUCUGCUUAGAGUAAAAGAUGAAAUAUUUCUCCUAACCAGUGAUCCUCUAAUCUUCUCUACAGGGACCAGAGUGUACAGCCCCCCCAGAAUGGAUCCGCUAUCACCGGUAUCACGGCAGGUCAGCAACAGUCUGGUCUCUGGGGGUCCUGCCGUAUGACAUGGUCUGUGGGGAUAUCCCCUUUGAACAUGAUGAGGAGAUUAUUAGGGGCCAGGUCUACUUCCGACAGAGGGUCUCUCCAGAGUGCCAGCACCUCAUUAAAUGGUGUCUUGCCUUGAGGCCCUCCGACAGGCCAUCCUUUGAAGAUCUUCUAAAUCAUUCUUGGAUGCAAGAUGUCCUCUUGCCACAGAAAACAGCAGAGAUCCACCUGCACAGUCUAAUUCAGGAGUCUGGCAAAUAGCAGCUCCUCUCAUCCAUUGGGUGUAAAAAGAAAACUCUCACCAGUGACUGUCUACCUGUUACAUGGGAACAUUCAUAUCUCAUUCCAGAGCUCAGCUAACUGGAGAAUCUUCGGAAAGGCUGGA
This is a messenger RNA of Mauremys mutica (yellowpond turtle), 641 nucleotides long. Its product is annotated as serine/threonine-protein kinase pim-1-like. The coding region runs from base 278 to 517 and encodes 79 amino acids. NCBI's taxonomy places the organism in Eukaryota, Metazoa, Chordata, Testudines, Geoemydidae. The transcript has 2 exons. The record is from RefSeq and is a predicted model, not a curated record. Gene Ontology annotation, molecular function: ATP binding; protein serine/threonine kinase activity. Gene Ontology annotation, cellular component: cytoplasm. Gene Ontology annotation, biological process: protein autophosphorylation.